Messenger RNA from Ictalurus furcatus (blue catfish), 987 nucleotides. Its product is annotated as olfactory receptor 10J4-like. Gene Ontology annotation, biological process: G protein-coupled receptor signaling pathway. Gene Ontology annotation, cellular component: membrane. The coding region runs from base 184 to 987 and encodes 267 amino acids. Gene Ontology annotation, molecular function: G protein-coupled receptor activity; olfactory receptor activity. NCBI's taxonomy places the organism in Eukaryota, Metazoa, Chordata, Actinopteri, Siluriformes, Ictaluridae. The transcript has 3 exons. The record is from RefSeq and is a predicted model, not a curated record.
AGGACUGGAGUGAUGCAAUUCAUGUUAGACUUGGUUUAGAAUGUAUAAAUACUCAUAAGACUGUUUUUUUUUCACCACAGCUUGCAUGUACAGCCUGCUGCAUCUUCACUUGGUGUGUAUUAUUAAUCAUGUUUACCUGAAUGAAGUUAUUGUGUUAUUGUGACCAUUAACACAGAUUGUUUCAUGGAUUAUUAUAAUGUGACGUAUUUAACUCUGGAGGGCCAUGUGGAGUUGGAGAAAUACAGAUAUGUUUAUUUUGUAAUGGUUCUCACACUUUACCUGUUGAUCAUUAGUUGUAAUGGUCUUGUCAUUUUUGUCAUAUUCACAAACAAAUGUCUCCAUGAACCCAUGUACAUUUUCAUUGCUGCUUUGCUUUGUAAUGCUCUCUAUGGAUUAACUGCUCUUUAUCCUAAAUUGCUCAUUGAUUUUUUGUCUGAAAUUCAGAUCGUCUCCUAUGAAGCAUGUAUAUUUCAGUCAUUUUUUAUUUACACAUAUGCCAUAUCAGAGUUCACACUGUUAUCAGCUAUGGCCUAUGACAGAUAUGUGUCCAUCUGUAAACCAUUACAAUAUGCUACGAUUAUAAAAAUGUCCACUGUGAAAAGGCUCUUAUUUUGCUGUUGGUGUGUGCCUUGCUGUGAAAAUAGUAUAGCAUUGACAUUAACAUUUCAGGUUAAGCUUUGUAGGUUCAAGUUAAAUAGAAUAUACUGUAAUAAUUCUUCCGUUGUUAAAUUAAGUUGUGGAGACAUAUCUGUAAGAAACUCAUAUGCAUUGUUCAUUUUUCUGUGCUGUAUUUCCAUCAGUGAUAUUUUGGUUAUUAAUAACAGACUAGAAUCAGAUCAAAUUCCUCACAUUUUCACGAUGAUCAUGUCAGUGAAAAAUCUGGUUAUUCCUCCUCUACUCAAUCCAAUAAUAUAUGGACUGAAAAUGCAGAAGAUUUUUAACUAUAUUUGGUCCUACUUGCAGCUCUCUGUCAACAAUGCUGUCUGA